Cuscuta campestris is the source of this 1097-nucleotide messenger RNA. The record is from the annotation of a GenBank genome assembly. Lineage: Eukaryota; Viridiplantae; Streptophyta; Magnoliopsida; Solanales; Convolvulaceae.
CGGAGGAGGUUUGAAAAGGCGAUCUUCUUCUCCGAUUGAUCGAGCAGAUGGGGUCUGUCCUCUCUGGCGACUCGACGAUCUCUCUCUCUCUCUCUCUCUCUCUCUCCUUCACCUCCGGAAAAUGAGAGAUGACGGCGGUGACCCUGGUUGGUGCAACCCUCCUUCCGCUCCGGCGCCCUGUCCGAUGGGACACAGCGGCAGCACCAGCGUCUGGGAUGAUCUCCCUCUACCUCCCUCAGUUUGGCGACAGGGGAGGUCACAAUCAAGCAAUCUCCUUCCCCGAUCAAUCAAGCAGCAGCACGGAUUCUGGCAGAAUUGACCCAACGACUUUCGGUAACCCCCUCGCUCUUCUAUGAAGAUUGGGGCUGUGCAAAUUGGCUACACCAGGUUAGGGCUGCGAUGCUGGGGUUCGGGCAACAUUGGGCAGAUUCGGGUAGGCAUGAUUGGUCCGGACAAUAGUAGAUGGAAGGACGACCUCCGGGGGGAUGGCGUCAGACUCAAGGGCAGCAGCGGCGAUGGCUUCCGGCAAUAAAGAUUCCACUGCCAACCUCACCCAAUCUCAGGCGGACAACAACAAUAGCUAUGCCAGUAACCACGUUGACGGAUAUAAGCAUUGUGGACAGCAGUGGGUAGACCGACGGUUUCCAUAUGAGAUCCCAGAGGUGGUGUCUGGGUAAUGGUGAUUAGCUUUGGGCAGCAUCUGAACAGCGGCAGUUGACUUCGUCGACGUCGAAAACGCCACACUCUUUAAGGAAAAUUGGAUCAAUCGAGGAGAAACAAGAUAUCAAAGUGCAUUUUUUGAUACAGCACAAGGGAGAGCCACACCCUAAAAGCUAGCUGUUAAGGUGGGAGAACCCUUGGCUAUAUGAACCCAUCACCAAGUUCCCCAUUUAACCGGUGUGGGACAAUGAAAUCAGUCCGUAUCAUUUUUCCGCCGAGGAGAUUAUUUGUUUCUUGCUGUAAAUGAACUACAAGUGUCAGUUUGAUACCUUGCUGAUGUUAUUGAGUGAUAGUUCCUUCAUUGAAUUUCCAAAAGUUUCCAGAUAUGCAGCAAUAGCUUCAUCACUGUCAAAGAAGAAUGAAAAGGAAUUCAUUAA